AGUACAACAGUUUGCACUCUUGGGAGUAAUUCAGGACUUUUUGUAUUGCAGUGUGAUAUGCUGGCAGUAGUGAUCUUUUAAAAACAAGCAAUCAGAACAAAAUGCUUCACUUCUCUGUUUCAGUCCCUUUCCAAACAUCGCAAAAUGUCAAACCUGAUGCCCAUCCUUUCCCAGAAAGAUCUGGAGAGUAUUUGUCUAACUAGGACGGGAUUUGGCUUUGCGCUCAAAGCCUUCCAUGCACCUCAGAAUAUAGAUGUCUCCUUGAAGUUGUUGACUAGUCAGAAAACAACAGAGAGAGAUUUAAAGGCACUUCUUCAAGAGGUAGCCAGCAUUCAUUGCAUACAGUGCCACUGGCUCAUGCCUCCUGUUGGGAUCUACCAGUUCCAAGGAGUCCUUGGGGUGGCCACUGAAUGGAUGCAUAAUGGAUCUCUUGAUUUGCUCAUUCAUGAGCAUGAACUCUACCCAGAACUGCCUUUUCCUCUCUGUGUAAGAAUCCUAACAGAUGUGACAGAGGGCCUAAGUUAUCUACACAGUUUGAAGCCUCCCGUCCUUCACCACAGCCUAAAACCCUCAAAUGUCCUACUAGAUCUGCAGUACAGAGCUAAGAUCUCAGAUUAUGGCCUAGCCACCUGGAGAAGGCAGCAACUAAGAUCUGUCCUACAGAACUGUAACAACAGAAGCUGUUGGGAUUUGCUUUAUCUCUCCCCAGAAGUACUUCAAGGGGGUAGCUUCUCACAAGAAGAUGAUGUUUACAGUUUUGGAAUGAUGUGCUGGGAAAUCCUAGUCAGACAGAAGCCGUUGAAAGGCAAGAAGUCUUUGAUGGAAGCUCUGACAGGAGUCUGCAGUGGCUUGCGCCCUGGGAUUGAACCAGAGUUCAUACCAAACAGUCUGCCGCAUAGCAACAAGCUGCUACAGCUCAUGGUUCUCUGCUGGCACCAAGAGCCCAGCUACAGACCACAUGCUACAGAAUGCUCAAUACUUCUACGGGAAAUUCUUGGCACAUUUAGGAAGGAGAUGAUUUCCGAUGCAAUAUACAACUUGAUUCAAGCAAAGGACUGCGCAAUAGAUUCUGCCAAAGGCCCAGUUUCUCAUGCACUUAAAACACAUGCGUGCAAUUUAGAGGUGAUCUGUCCUCAGAACAACAACAGGCUCAACAAGGAAGUUACUCUAAAAUCGCAUAGCUUGUCCGACCUUCACCUUGAGCGUGGUGCAGGAAGGACAGGGAAGGACGGCAGCCAGACAGACUUGGCCAGCAACACUACUCAAAACAGAGCGCUAGAAAGAGGUCAUCUCUUCUGUGGCAGCAGAGAGUCAAGUCCUCCACAUUCCUCAUCCCCUUUCCUUAUUCCUGAUUCAAGCCCACUUGUAAAAAGUCCUUCCACAUUUUGCAAAGAGUCAGAGGGCUGGCAACCGCGGCUGCCACAACUAGUGCAGACACCUGAUGACAGCCUCCCGUACAGCAACCUUCGGAACAAUGGGCUUGAAAACCCAGGAACAGACCCAGGUCCUUACUGCAAAGAGGGAAACUGCUCUAUCCUAGCCUGCGGGCGAGAAAAUAUCUUGAGAUGCAUGACGGAAGGGCGCUUGAACCACCUCCUAGACGUUCUGCGUUCCCAGAAGCUCUUGUCCAGGACGGACUACGAAAUGAUCACUUCGUUCCCCACCUUGACUGGCCGGGCCCGUGCUUUGCUUGACACUUGUCUUGGCCUUGGGGAGAAGGCAGCCCAGACUGUGGUGGCUGUUCUGUCAGCUAGCAAGUGCAGCCCUUUCCCAUGAAGCAUCCAGGCAAACACAGUAAAUUAAAUGAUUUAGCUCACAGCAUUUUGGAGAGUUGGUUAAAAAGGG
Messenger RNA from Lacerta agilis (Sand lizard), 1845 nucleotides. RefSeq names its product receptor-interacting serine/threonine-protein kinase 2-like. Gene Ontology annotation, biological process: regulation of apoptotic process; protein phosphorylation. The record is from RefSeq and is a predicted model, not a curated record. Bases 145 to 1776 code for a protein of 543 amino acids. Gene Ontology annotation, molecular function: JUN kinase kinase kinase activity; ATP binding. The transcript has 11 exons. NCBI's taxonomy places the organism in Eukaryota, Metazoa, Chordata, Lepidosauria, Squamata, Lacertidae.